Molecule: messenger RNA, 616 nt
Organism: Sphaeroforma arctica JP610
Lineage: Eukaryota; Ichthyosporea; Ichthyophonida
Exons: 3
Coding region: 1-546 (181 amino acids)
Source: RefSeq, a predicted model, not a curated record
AUGUUUGCUGCACGUCAGGAGUUCGAGUGGAUUCGCAUGUUCUGGUUGCAAGGGGAGAGCCAUGCGCAGUCUCAUGAGCGGUACUGGCUGGGAUGCAUUCAGACCCUCACACAUCUGUGGGAGCUCAGUGAGGCUAUGCUGUCACACAUUGUGACAGUACUGGGUGCCGAUGUGGCGUCAGAGGCUGGUGGGGCGCGUGUGUGUGUGAGCAAGGACGUACGCACGUAUGCGAUGACGAUCUACAUUCUCAGAGAGAUCAGGUUUAGGCGACGUGAGUAUGCCAAACGCUGCAAAAGCCAGGCGUAUCACUUCCUGGAGGCGAGGAAUAAACCAGUUGAAAAUAAGCUGAAAUACAAUAUCCCGCUCGACCGUGCUGGUCUGGAGGCGUACAAGCACCUGGACCUACCCCAAGGAGUGAGUUUGUUUAGCCACACUCAAGCAUGCAGAAAGGGGGCUCGCACAUGCGCCUUUACACUGCCGAAGGAUUUAUCGCCGACGAUUGAAGCUAUAGAGGAGCAGAAGAAGGCGAUUUUCGGCAAGGUUUAGUUUCGAAAAGUUAUCGCGAACUUUAUACCCAUUGUACGAUUAUAUCAAUUAAAGGUAAUAUGUUUGUGCA